CUCAUAAAGCAAGGGGCCAUACAUACACAGAAGAACAUCCACACAAACCCUCUCAAAAACAUUCUUUUUCUUCAGCUUUUGUAUCCAGUUCAAGAAAAGCGGUUUUUUUUCUCUCUUUUUGAGAAGAACAGUUUCUUCUACCUUCGCUUCGCUUCAGCCAUGGACACUGCUCAAUGGCCACAGGGAAUUGUGGUGAAACCCAUAGAAGACAUAGUAACAAACACAUGCCCUAAGCCUUCUCAUGCUAAUAAUCUAGAGAGGAAACUUGCAAGGCCUCAGAAAGAAUCUGCCCUAAACUGUCCAAGGUGCAACUCCACCAACACCAAGUUCUGUUACUACAACAACUACAGCCUCACACAACCCAGAUACUUCUGCAAGACCUGUAGAAGGUACUGGACUGAUGGGGGGUCCCUCAGGAACAUCCCAGUCGGGGGAGGCUCAAGGAAGAACAAGAGAUCAUCAUCUUCUUCCUCAUCCACCACAACUUCAAGCAUUUCGAACAACUCAUCAAAGAGGCUUCCUGAUCUGAUACAACCCCAAGGCAACCAAGGUAACCAAGGCAACCAAGGCCAAGAUCUAAACCUGGGUUUUCCAUCCAAUCAAGUUUUUGCACAUCAUCAAAUCCCAAACAUUGAUCAGAACGGUGACAAGAACAACAACUCUUCUAGCACUAGCACUACUACCACAGCAUCUCACCUCUCAGCUUUGGAGCUUCUCACUGGUUUGACCUCCAGGGGUUUGAACUCCUUCAUGCCCAUGCCAGUACCCAACUCAGAUCCCAACCGCAACAACAGUGGAAGUGUGUAUACAUCUGGGUUUCCCAUGAGUGAGUUGAUGAUCAAGCCAACCCUUAAUUUCUCUCUUGAUGGGCUUGGAAGUGGGUACGGAAGUGCUCUACAAGGUCAUCAUGUUCAAGAAAAUAAUGGGAGGCUUUUGUUUCCAUUUGAGGAUUUAAAACAAGUUUCAGGCAGUGGUGGUAUUGAUCAUCAUCAGCAGAAUAACAAGGAGCAUCAUCACGGUGGAGACUCAACCGGGUAUUGGACUGGAAUGUUUGGAGGAGGAACAUGGUAAAAGUUUGAGAAGAUCAAACUAUCCUACUCUUUUCUUUCUUUCUUUCUUCCUGAUUUUAAUCUCUAUUUAUUAUCUUCUUCUCUCUCAUGGUGGUGGGCGACUUAUUUGGAUUUCAGAGUUCUUAAGUACUAACAGAUCAUAGGAUACCUGGGGGUUUUCUUAAUUUAUCACUUUGGAUUUCUUCUUAUUUGUCUUGGUUUAAUUAUGGUGGGUUAUUUUCUGGAGCUUA
This is a messenger RNA of Argentina anserina (silverweed cinquefoil), 1300 nucleotides long. Its product is annotated as dof zinc finger protein DOF4.6-like. The coding region runs from base 160 to 1071 and encodes 303 amino acids. NCBI's taxonomy places the organism in Eukaryota, Viridiplantae, Streptophyta, Magnoliopsida, Rosales, Rosaceae. The transcript has 2 exons. Gene Ontology annotation, biological process: regulation of DNA-templated transcription. Gene Ontology annotation, molecular function: DNA binding; DNA-binding transcription factor activity. The record is from RefSeq and is a predicted model, not a curated record.